Messenger RNA from Frankliniella occidentalis (western flower thrips), 788 nucleotides. Its product is annotated as beta-1,3-glucan-binding protein-like. Gene Ontology annotation, molecular function: carbohydrate binding. The transcript has 5 exons. The record is from RefSeq and is a predicted model, not a curated record. The coding region runs from base 108 to 788 and encodes 226 amino acids. Lineage: Eukaryota; Metazoa; Arthropoda; Insecta; Thysanoptera; Thripidae.
CGGACGGCGCAUCGACGACAGUCAGUCCGGUCCGGAAUCCGUAGCCUGCCGUUGCCGUCCACCAGUGCCACCAGUCACCAGUCGAGUCCCAGACCGUCCGAGCCAAGAUGCUCGCCUGUCACGCCGCGGGUCGUGGCCGGCCGCGGCCGCGUCUGAUCACCUGCACCGUCGGCGCCCUGGCGGCCCUGGCCCUCCUGCUCCUCUGCGCCCCGGCGGGCGUGGCGGCCGACGGCGAGUACGAGGUCCCGGACCCCAUCAUCAAGGCCUUUAGUCCCAAGGGACUAAGUGUGUCCAUCCCAGAUUCGGAAGGCGUGGAGCUCUUCGCCUUCCACGGCAAUGUGAACCGGGAGCUGGGUGAGCGGGAGGCCGGCGAAAUGUCGAUGGACAUCAGGAAGAAGAGCAAGGAGGGCCUGUGGACGUACCAGUCGCAGCGGAAGCUCAAAGUCGGCGACGUCAUCAACUACUGGCUGUACGUGCAGCGUUUCGGCAGAGGCUACGAGCGACUUGGGCAAACCUUCUACGUCACAGAACUGGCUCGAGAUCCCGGAAAAGUAGACGAGUCUGAGCCGCCUAAACGGACCCCCAAGUCUGGCCAGGGCCAGGGCUCCAGUCGGGGCUCGGGGUGGCGGGAACUGGCGGACAAAGAGGACAAGGAGCCGGCCCUGGAGCCGACAUUCGAGUCCCGUCAGAUCAUUGUGAUCGAGGGGCGGCCCCCAGCAGCGUACCGCCCCCAGCAGUCGCGCCCCCCGCCCCCUCCGCCUAGCUACGAGGGCGGCAGGCGGAAAUGA